CUUAACCAUUUGAGAGUAAAGCAAUCAUGGGUUCUUCUUCUAGAAAUCUUUAUGCAGGAAUUGGAGAAGGUCAAUCAACCUCUAGGCCGCCGCUCUUUGAUGGCACCAACUACACAUAUCGGAAAGAGCGGAUGAGAAUUUAUAUUCGCUAAACCAACUUUGAGUUGUGGUUGGUCAUCAAGAAUGGCGAGGAAACUCCGAUGAAGAAGGUCGAUGAAAAACUCGUCCCAAAGACCGAGGACGAAUUUGAUGCCGAAGACAUCAAAAAGGUGGAGAACUACGCCAAGGCAAUCAACAUGUUGUACUGCGCGGUCAACCUAGAUGAUUAUCGCAAGAUCUCUUGCUGCACCACUGCCAAAGAAAUGUGGGACAAGCUGGAGGUCACAUAUGAAGGUACGGACCAAGUUCGGGAAGCCAAAAUUGACUUCCUAACGCAGGAGUACGAGAUGUUCAGGAUGAAGGAAGGCGAAAAGAUCGAUGACAUGUUCGAUCGGUUCUCAAAAAUCAUCAACGACCUUCACGCUCUCAAGAAGACGUACACCACCAAGGAUCUCGUGAGGAAAAUCCUGCGGAGCCUCACACCCGAAUGGAGAUCAAAGGCUGACGCAAUCUACGAAUCCAUCGGAGUCUCCAAUGUCACCAUCGACGGGCUAAGAGGUAACCUCAAAACUUAUGAAUCCACUAUUCUAACCCCGUCUUUGGAUGAACAAAAGAAGAAGGGAAUAGCACUGAAAGCAACCAAGGAGACCGUGGAAGAUGACUCAAGCGAUGAUGACAACGAGUUCGGACUCAAGGAGCGGCAUGAGAAGAAGAACUCUGAGGCAUGUAAGGCGCUAGAGCUUCCAUGGACGGUGUUUCCCAUUGCUUGCCAUUACCAACAUCUUGUUCAAGUUAUAACCAUAUGUGGCCUGUUGGAGUUGAAUGUGGUCGAAGGAAGAUUGGAGGAUUUGCAAUGACUCAAAUAGCAUAGGCAAGGUGACCUUUUUACUUCGUGAAGCUACACGAGAAUGAGAAGGGCCUGCUUCCUCACGUUCCUCCUCAGUAUCAAUCUUGACUCUCAUUACCGUCGCCCUCUUGAUCCUCCAAAAAGCUGUCUCAGAGUCCGAUUCGGUACUAAGAAAUUCAAACCCCUUUG
Cuscuta campestris is the source of this 1135-nucleotide messenger RNA. The record is from the annotation of a GenBank genome assembly. NCBI's taxonomy places the organism in Eukaryota, Viridiplantae, Streptophyta, Magnoliopsida, Solanales, Convolvulaceae.